AGCCGGAGCCAGAGAUCAUGCUAUGCAUAGUGUGCUAUAAUCCACAUUUUUGUGUGUUAUUUAGUGAUGAUUGAAAUCCGUAGGGAUAAUAAUUGAAUUUUACAGAUAGAUUUUGAAAGGAAGGAUGCAAUGUAUUGAUCCACAGUUUUUAGAUGUCUUUUAAAGGGAUCCCUUGGAAAUAAAUCUUCAACUUUUGGACUCCUGGUUUUUAGAAUUGCAGAGUGCUGUGCAAAGAUGGUGUCCGUACCUCCUGCCGAAGAAGGCAGCGUGACAGUUGUGGUACGGGUGCGUCCGCAGACCCCGCGGGAGCAGGAAGGCAAUCGCCAAAGUGUGGUCCAGGUCAUUGGGGACCGAAUGCUGGUGUUUGACCCAGAUGAGUCCAGCCUGCCGAGUGUCUCUGUGGGUUUCCAAGCCCAUGACUUUGCUUCAAGAAGGAAAGGCAAGAAUCUAGUGUUUGCUUUUGACCGGGUGUUUGGGGAGAACGCUACUCAAGCUGAGGUGUUUCACAACACGACUAAAGAGAUCCUGGAUGGCGUGCUGAAUGGCUACAAUUGUUCUGUGUUUGCCUAUGGCGCAACUGGUGCUGGGAAAACACACACCAUGCUGGGAUCAGAGAAGGAACCAGGCAUCAUGUUCCUCACCAUGGAGGAACUCUACAAGAAGAUUGAGGCCAGGAAGGAGGAGAAGCAAUGUGAAGUGCUCAUUUCCUAUCAGGAGGUCUACAAUGAGCAGAUACAUGACCUCAUAGAACCAAAGGGUCCACUGACCAUCCGAGAGGACCCAGAGAAAGGGGUUGUGGUGCAUGGUCUUUCCUUUCACCAGCCAAAAACUGCAGCACAGCUCCUGGAGAUGCUGAGGCGAGGAAAUCUGAACCGUACACAGCACCCCACAGAUAUUAAUGCCACCUCCUCACGUUCCCAUGCAGUGUUCCAGAUCUAUGUGAAGCAGCAAGAUCGUGUGGUGAGCAUGAGUAAGGACCUGCAGGUAGCCAAGAUGAGUCUGAUCGACUUGGCAGGCUCUGAACGGGCCUCCGUGGCAAACACCAAAGGGGAGCGACUUCGUGAGGGUGCCAACAUCAACCGCUCCCUGCUAGCCCUCAUCAAUGUCAUCAACAGUCUGGCUGAUGCCAAGAGCAAAAAACCUCAUAUUCCAUACCGUGACAGCAAGCUUACACGCCUUCUCAAGGAUUCUAUUGGUGGGAACUGCCGGACCAUCAUGAUUGCUGCCGUUAGUCCUUCUGCACUCUCCUAUGAGGACACCUACAACACCCUCAAAUACGCCAACCGGGCUAAAGAGAUAAAACUUCUACUAAAAAAGAACGAGGUCAUCAUGGAUUACCCUCCCAGCCAUUAUGCAGCAGUUUGUGAGCAGCUGAAAGCAGAGGUGGCAGACCUACGAGGGAGGCUCCGUGCUUAUGAGCAAAAUAUCCCGAAGUUUAACUCCUGUUUACCAGCUGUUCUGGCUCCACCAUGUCCUGAGCAGGAGAAGUGCCUCAGGGCAAAGGAGGUUAUUUUGGGCUGUGAUGCCCUGAAUAAGGGUGAUGUUAUGACAGAGACACUCCCGCAACUGUUGAACCUGAACAAUGCUACCCCUGGAGCAGGACAAAGCCACACUGAGCAGGAAUCGGAGAAAACCUCUGGGUGCUCUUCCAUGGAGCCUUCAAAUCCAGUUGAGCAGCAGGAGAGGCUGAAUCUUCAGCUACAGAGAAUGGACAAAAAACAGCUGGAGAGGCUAGCCAUGGCUAUCUUGCGCGUGGCACAAAAGCAGUACACCCUUCUGAAGGCUGCCAACCUGCUUACUCCAGAUACAGUAGCUGAGUUUGAAGAGCUGGAUGGUUUGAUGCAUCAAGAAUCAGGCAGAGCCCCAAAGCUUUCUGCUGUGGAGGAGCAAGUUGGGGAACUGGAGUUUACCCCUCAAGCCAGCCUGGAUCAGAACUCGCAGCAACUUAUAGAUAAUGCUGUCCUUCCAGCUCCCCUUCCUGCAGCCGAGAGCGCCAGCCCAGUGGAUAGUCCUGCUAUUCCCUGUGCAUCACUGGAGGCUUUCCUGAUCUCCAGCCCUGUCUUCAAGACUCCUCACCUUCCAGCCAAGAAGAGAAGGAAGUCAACGGAGAGCAUGUCCCCAUCUGAAAGGAGGACCCCAUCUAACGCAAAGGCGCGGGCAAAGCGCCGGAGGAAGGCUUGUCCUUCUCCCCCACAGUUGGGCUCCCUGAAGGAAUGGGCAGCUGUGGUGCCAGGGGAUUCCAGUUGUACUCCAACUGCAGAGAGAGCUGGAUCUCCUAGCCUAAGUGGUCAUCAUUCCCUUUGGCGUUGCCCUCCAACAGUACUGAAGCGCCGCAUGCCUCUGGGCAGCUCAGUGGCCCAGAACUGCUCGACUCCAGUGCCUCCACGUGACCUGAACACCACUUUUGAUCUUGGGGAGGAUCCCUGCCCCUCCAAGAUGAAGCGUAGUGCUCCUGAAUGUCCUGCGUGGGAGAGUGUUCAGCACGUUGCUUGCCUCCAGGGGGCACCGCUCAUACCCAGGGCUUCCAUGCCGGUGUUCACGAUGAAGGGCUCCUCCAUCCCAAGAUCGUCUUCCUUGGCAUCCAGAGCAUCAACACAGAAGAGGAGGCACACAACAAACUCUGCCUCCUCCUCUUUGGGUGCACCUCGCAGCCGCAUUGCCAGGCUACGGGGCAGUUCUGUGAAGUCUUCACAGCAAGUUGGGACAGUGCCAGGACAGGCCUCUAGCAGCCUUGCAUGGAAAUGGCGCUAGAUAGAUUCCAGAGCCCCUGGAGGACUGGCACCAUCUUCGUUGUGUCUUCGUGAAACUGCUUUAAAGAUGGCUUUUCAAAAAUCCACACUUCCCACACUUUGGAGUCUCAGCUUCAUCUCUAUCAGUAUUAAAAUGUAUAUUCUUUCUGCUGGGAUAACAGAUGAAUUCUUGCUAGGCUUUCUGACCCUGGCUCCUGUAUAAACAUCUGUCACGUACUCAGAAUUCUCAGAUGGGAGCUGAACUGUAACAUGUAUUUUUUAAAUAAACUGGGAACGA
Pogona vitticeps (central bearded dragon) is the source of this 3027-nucleotide messenger RNA. The record is from RefSeq and is a predicted model, not a curated record. NCBI's taxonomy places the organism in Eukaryota, Metazoa, Chordata, Lepidosauria, Squamata, Agamidae.